Molecule: messenger RNA, 648 nt
Organism: Brenthis ino (lesser marbled fritillary)
Lineage: Eukaryota; Metazoa; Arthropoda; Insecta; Lepidoptera; Nymphalidae
Source: the annotation of a GenBank genome assembly
AUGCGCCAUCAGAUCACUGAUGCACUUGCUUCCGCAUGCAUGCCUUUACGAAAGUGGAAAUCUAAUGAACCUAAUUUAAUCUCAGAACCCACUGAAUCAUGCUUAGAUUUCCACCAAGAAGGUGAUGCCAUUAAUAAAACAUUAGGAUUGAGUUGGCAGACGCACACUGAUGAUUUGUGUUUUCCUAUCAGUGUGUCUGAGCAAAAGGAAGCCACUAAGCGUAGCAUGCUAGCUGUUAUCGCACGUAUAUUUGAUCCUCUAGGGCUUCUAGCCCCGUGUGUCAUACGUAUGAAGAUGCUGCUUCAGAAACUUUGGCUUGAGGGUUUAAAGUGGGAUGACCCAUUACCUCCUGAAAUUAGAACUGCAUGGUUGGGUAUGAUCAAAGCAUUGCCUGUUCUUCAGAAUUUACGCAUUCCUCGUCGUGUAGUUUGUGAAUCAUACAAGCAGUUCGAAUUGCAUAUUUUUACCGACGCUUCAGAGCGAGCCUACGGCGCUUGUGUGUAUAUUCGCAGUAUUAAUAUUGAAGGUGACGUUGCUGUGCGAUUAUUAAUAGCAAAAAGUCGUGUCACUCCCAUUAAACCAGUGACUAUCCCACGACUUAAGCUUUGUGCGGCUGUGCUUGGUACACGUUUGUAUAAAAAUGUAACA